Ooceraea biroi (clonal raider ant) is the source of this 818-nucleotide messenger RNA. It is a transcript of the gene RpS8, whose product is annotated as ribosomal protein S8. Gene Ontology annotation, molecular function: structural constituent of ribosome. The record is from RefSeq and is a predicted model, not a curated record. Gene Ontology annotation, biological process: translation. Lineage: Eukaryota; Metazoa; Arthropoda; Insecta; Hymenoptera; Formicidae. Gene Ontology annotation, cellular component: ribosome.
UGAUGCGCGGAAUCUAGAGGCCUUUAAUAAAAGCUCUCUAGCGGAAUCCAGUGAUACUGCUGUAGUCAGUCUCAGUUUUCGUUUGCUCGUGGUUAGUAGGUUUUGGUUCUUUGAUUCUUUCUACAUCUUGGCACGAUGGGUAUUUCUCGGGAUCAUUGGCAUAAGCGGAGGCCUACUGGUGGUAAGAGGAAGCCCAUUCGUAAGAAGAGGAAGUUCGAAUUGGGACGUCCUGCUGCUAAUACCAAACUUGGACCACAACGGAUUCAUACUGUCCGUACACGAGGUGGUAAUAAGAAGUAUAGAGCGCUUAGAUUGGAUACAGGAAACUUUUCCUGGGGUUCUGAGUGCUCUACCAGGAAAACUCGCAUCAUCGAUGUCGUUUACAAUGCAUCCAAUAACGAGUUGGUACGAACCAAAACUUUGGUAAAGAAUGCGAUUGUUACCAUUGAUGCUACGCCGUUCAGGCAAUGGUACGAGGGUCAUUACGUGCUUCCUCUGGGUCGAAAAAGGGGUGCCAAGUUGACGGAGGCUGAAGAGGAAGUAUUGAAUAAGAAACGUUCGAAAAAGACAGAAGCUAAAUACAAGGCUAGGCAGCGAUUCGCGAAGGUUGAACCUGCUUUGGAAGAACAGUUUGCAACUGGACGUGUCCUUGCUUGCAUAGCGAGCAGGCCUGGUCAGUGUGGCAGAUCCGAUGGGUAUAUACUUGAGGGCAAAGAACUCGAGUUUUACAUGAGGAAGAUCAAGAGCAAGAAAGCUAAAUAAGUGUACAAUUAAUGAAAACAAGAAAUGAAUAAAAGAAAUCUUUAAAUACAGAAAAA